AGGAAAAGGGAAUGGAGGGGCGGGCGUCUCGGGCCGUAGAGGUGUAGAGGAUUUAAUAUUUGAUUAAACGCGACAGGAUUACUACAACCCAGACCCAAUCCCAUCCACCCCAUCCCCGACCACCGCCAGUACCCUUCCACCCGCCCUCCUGCUAAUGUUGUUUUGACGGAGUCGCUGGAUCGUAAUUGUUAAUCCAGCAGCGGCGGUUGAUUACGUGUACGGCGGGACGAGGGAGGACAGGGAAGGGCGUGCUUUGACGGAAUGGAGUGAUGUGUCAGUUAGUGGUGUGUCUGUUAGUGGAGGGCCGUAUCCCCAGACGCUGUUGGAUCUCACAACAUAUAUUUUCAAAGGGCGCAAGGGAGAUUAGUUGUGCCCGGCAGCGUGGGGUAAGGGAGGACAGGGAAGUGUGUUGGGAUUGAAUGGAAUGGUGGGUCAUUGGAGGUUCGUAUUCCUAGACACUUUCGGCUCACUUCAUAUAUUUUCAAAGCCCGCAAAGGAGAUUAGUCGGGUGCAUAACCUUGUCAGACUAUCACUAGGUCCGAACAAUUCCCCGUGGGAAUACUAACAUACUCUCUACGAAAUCGUCAUUAAAUAUUGGAGUGUAAGCCGUGAAAUGUUUGAGAAUAUGGGUGUGCGACUGGAUUCCUUCAAACCACCACUACCACCACCACCGUUCGUCUAUGUUACGAGUGUGUUGCCUUGAUGCUGAUGCGAAGUCUUCGGUAAAUGUUGCGGUGAUUAACAAGGUACGUGGGACAGGGCAGGGCGCAUGUGUGUCGCCACUUGUUUUGACUCUGGGUACGAUGAGAUUAAGGUUGAGGCUGCUGUGAUGAGGCUCUUUAUGCGCCGGAGUACUUUAGUGUGUGUGUGUGUGUGUGUGUGUGUGUGUGUGUGUGUGUGUGUGUGUGUGUAAUAAUUAAAAAUACUCUAAAUGAAUUAUCAAACUUAUGAUAAUGAUAAUAGUAAUAAUAAUAACAAUACAUUUAUAGCUAAACUAAAGCAACCAAUUCAGACCGUGUGUGUACCCUCGCUCCACAGCGGAGAGAUCUUGUGUUGGAUCCCCGGCAGGAUGAAACGGAUGAGGGUUCUUUACUCCUGAGCCCUUGUCCACUCAGCAGCAGUGUGUGUGUGGCGGAGGGUUGUGGGCCCUGUCCCUUGUGGCGCACCUGAGGGUCUUUGGUUCACGACGCUCCACGUUGAGUGCACACACUCGCGCACCAAAGUUUAGACUACUACGUCCUCGCUCCAGCAGGACUUCAGCUCAUUAGUUCUCCAGUGCUUCAGUCUAAACUUCAGGGCUCCUCUACGUUCGUCUGUGUUAUGAGCUCCACACCACAGACACACUAAUGGCUGGUGUUACUACUCUGGGUGCUGUAAGGCACAUCACCGUGAGCACGCACGCGCUCACUGUUUCGCCCCAUUUCCUAUUAUAUACAUUAUACAACCCGCGUAUACAGAGAACUACAAACGUGGAGGACAGGCUUGACGGGGACUCGAGUAACAAAUGGGGUCAAUUUUGAGUUCCCUGGAGAGCCGCUGUUACUUGGCUUUCUAUCCCUCUAUCACGCGUUUUCCAGCCUAGACACUUGUCGCUGUCCCGCUCCUCUGCUGAUCCCCGCCACCACCACCACCACCACCAAGAGGUAGCGCCGCAGCAGAGCUGAGCCUGAGCACUAGACAGGCAGUCAGUGUGUUGCCAGCUGCCAUCGCGGGUGGAUACGUGCGUGCCGUGUUUCAGAGCAUUACCGGGCGUUAUGCUGAGCCAUCUCGAAGAACUACGUGCCGCUGCUGAAUAGAGGAGAAAAAAAAAAUCGUAAGAGGAAGAAAUACAGACGAAUAACAGCAGGUGCACAUUCGUGUUUUGUUCUGUGAUGCGAGACAAUGGCCGGCGAUGUAGAAGGAUGAGGCCGGGCAGGAGCGGUUAGCCUCAGGGCGCGGCUGUGUCUGUCCCUCCGAGCCGGCCAGCGUGGCGGUGCCUGAGGAUGGGCCGCGGUGUGUGACGGCGAGCGCCGGCGCCAAGUGAGGGUGCCGUGGCUGUAGUGGUGCCCCGCGCGGCGGAGAGAGAGGGCGGUGCGCCAUGCUGGCCUCUAGGGGGCGCGGGCAUUCCGGCAGGACUGAAGAGCGGAAGCAAAGUGUGUGCUGCGGUGGGAGUGAGGAAUGUUUGGACGGCCAGCGCUCCUUGGAGGGGCGUGCGGUGGGCGUCGUGGCCGCGCUGGUGGAGGGCUCGGUUAACGCCCCUAAGGAGUCCCAGUCCCUUUGCGCCCUCGCCUCCUACCUGCUCCCCCUCAACUCCCGCCUCCUGACUGCCGUCAUGACUGCGGUAAUGGCCGGCCGGCCCCGCUGGCUGCCCCUGGAGUACCACUGGGCACCGCUCGACCAUGACCCGCUGCUGGGGUUGCUGCAGCUGGUGGGAAUGCGCCUCACCGCCUUCACCUACACCUGCCACCCGUUGUCCCGUGAGCCGUUGCUGCAGGCCCUCGCCGCCAUGCCUGUGCUCGUGUUCCUCUCCCUGCCGAAGACCGCUGACAAUGACGUGCUGGCGCUGGUGGGCGCCACCUGCCACACGCUGGCCACCCUUUGCGUUCGGGGGUCCAAAGGUGUAACGGACGACGGCGUGCGGCGCCUCAUCCUCCGUCGUCACACCUUCACCCGCUCCCGCUGGCGCCGCCUCUUCACCCACUGGCGGGUGCUGCGGGCCUCCCUCACACGUCAGCAGGCCUGCUACCGCCCGCUUCCACCUGCUGUCAUUAACGACCAGGCCCUGCUGCCGCCCCUCGACCCCGACCACCUCAACCCCCUGAGCGCCACGCUGACCCACCUGGACUUGGGCGGCACCAGAGUCACUCUCCAGACGGCGGAGUGGGCCCGCGGCCUCCUGUCCUCCCAGGCGUGUGUCGAGGUGACCAGCGCCACCCAGCGCGCCAUGAACCCUCAAGACUCCCUUGAGGAUCAGAUGGUCGGUCUCCUGGCGCCCCUCACACCUUAGGCCGGCCGCACCAGCCAGGAACACACACACACACACACACACACACACACACACACACACACACACACACACACACACACACACACACACACACACACACACA
This is a messenger RNA of Eriocheir sinensis (Chinese mitten crab), 3089 nucleotides long. RefSeq lists its product as uncharacterized. The transcript has 2 exons. Bases 2078 to 2986 code for a protein of 302 amino acids. NCBI's taxonomy places the organism in Eukaryota, Metazoa, Arthropoda, Malacostraca, Decapoda, Varunidae. The record is from RefSeq and is a predicted model, not a curated record.